Molecule: messenger RNA, 978 nt
Organism: Dermacentor albipictus
Lineage: Eukaryota; Metazoa; Arthropoda; Arachnida; Ixodida; Ixodidae
Gene: ND-30
Product: NADH:ubiquinone oxidoreductase core subunit S3
Molecular function (GO): NADH dehydrogenase (ubiquinone) activity
Source: RefSeq, a predicted model, not a curated record
AAUUUAGCUAUCAUCAUUAACUGUGCCGCGGUCCCUGCGUCGCUGUCUCCCUCAUCGAACGAAAGGUCGCCAGUCAAGGAAACACUCGAUAUCAACAUUCGCGCGAAGCUUGUUUCAAGAGAUGUCUCUUCUUUUUGGAAGAGCUCGAUGCCUCACGAGGCUGGGCAACAUUAUCAGGCAGACUACGCCAUUAGCAUCUACAGCAGCGCGGCGUUACGAGAGCAAAGACUCCGCCGCGGCGCCGACCCAAGAAACCAGACCGUCGGUCCGUAAGCCCCUGUAUGUACAGCGCUCCAAACUUGAAGACUUCGGAAGGUACGUGGCCGAGUGCAUGCCCAAAUACGUCCAGAAGGUCCAAAUAACGCCUGGUGACGAGCUUGAGAUUAUGAUCGCCCCCGAAGGAGUCGUGCCUGUGCUCACUUUUCUCAAGGAACAUCAAAACGCUCAGUACACGAACAUAGUCGAUAUUUGCGGCGUCGACGUACCAUCGAGGCAGUACCGUUUUGAAGUAGUCUACAACCUUCUGUCUGUGCACUUCAACUCGAGGAUUCGUGUCAAGACGUACACGGACGAACUGACGCCUUUGGACUCCGCCACAGCCGUGUUCAAGGGCGCCAACUGGUACGAACGCGAAGUGUGGGACAUGUUUGGUGUCUUUUUCGGCAACCAUCCGGACCUGAGAAGGAUACUGACGGACUACGGCUUCGAAGGGCACCCGUUUCGCAAGGACUUCCCGCUUUCGGGCUAUGUGGAGGUCCGCUACGACGACGAAGUCGAAAGGGUCGUUGUCGAACCCCUCGAGCUGACGCAGGAGUUUCGGAAGUUCGAUUUGUCCACGCCGUGGGAAACAUUUCCAAAGUUUCGUUCGGGAGACGCUGCACAAGAAGUCGCCCUGCCCAGCGGUCAGGAAGAGCCCAAAAGCAUAAAAUAGAUCGGUCUGUUGGCUUGGUCACGACAAGAAAAAAAAAAGGGGGGGGG